Monascus purpureus is the source of this 1440-nucleotide messenger RNA. NCBI's taxonomy places the organism in Eukaryota, Fungi, Ascomycota, Eurotiomycetes, Eurotiales, Aspergillaceae. The record is from the annotation of a GenBank genome assembly.
AUGUCUCAACAUAGUAAUUUGUGGCCUGAAGGUGUCACCAAAGAAGGGGCCCAGUCCUGCGAAUAUUGUGCGAAAAAGAAGCGUGAAUGUAUCCCAAGUAGUAAUUACAGGUUCAAAGUCGUCCGAUCUGUUCCGCGACGACGAUACGGAGACAGGAGCAAAGUUUACUUUGUCUACAGUCCAUCGCAGCCUUGGGUUGCGACGCCUGCGACUGGCCUGGCGGAAGAGACAGCUAUCUCGGGCCUCGUUCGCUUAAGUGACUGGAGCUGCAGUGUGCAGACUUCACUGGGCUGCGAACCGAACGACUCACGUCAUAUGGAAGAGCAAGAGACCGAGCCUUAUGUUGAUCAGGCCCUUACGUUUGAAUCUUGUGGUGUACUGUCGAGUCCUUUGGUAGAUUUUGCCAGCAGCGUGUCUUCUUUACCCUUUGACUCCCAUGCCACGCAGUCACCGUUGCUCGGACAGAGCCCGUCGCCGAUAUGUCUAUCAGACCACGAAGCUCGCCUUGUCCGUCACUGGAUUGACAAUCUGUCACCGUGGACUGAUGCGACGACCUCCAAGGCGGAUGCGGGAGACCCUCGGAAUCAUUUCGCUACCGUGGUGCCGCAGCGGGCUAUGUACCACUCGACUCUCCGACUUGCUCUAUUGGCUGUGUCUUCCAAACAUAUGAGUCUCUUAUCCCUGUGCGAUCGGGAUGACGGCAGCCAGUACUAUGAUGAGUGCAUUUCGCAUUUGAUCCCGGCCAUCUCGCAAAUUGAAGAGAGCGGGGAUGAAAACGUGCUCGUGGCCACGAUUCUACUGCGCAUGUAUGAGGAGUUUAGCGUCGAAGACAACCGGUGCCAUCUCCUCGGAAUAACCCGUCUCGUUGAGUCAGUAACGAAGUUCCUAUCAUCCGGUGGUCUGGGAGAAGCAGCAAGCUGGGUUGUCCUCCGCCAAGUGAUCUAUAUCAUCCUUGUUUCCAAAGAAGCCAUAUCCAUCCGGCUGGAAAACUUCAAACAAUCCAGUUCGUUUCUCAAGAGAGACGAGUACUCCUGGAGCAAUAUAAUGACGCUUUUGCUGACAAAGGUCCUCUGCAUGGCAUUUGCGCCACAGGACAACAUCUCCGCUGAAGACUGGAGGCGAUUAGAUGCGGAGAUUAAUGAAUGGGACGCCUCCAAACCGGACACCUUCAAGCCGUUGACCGUGCGGCAGAGCAAACUUGAAAGCCGGAAUGCGUUUCCUGAAAUAUGGAUGCUGGGUAUUUGCCAGGGUAUGCACUUACUCCUCUUCUCGGGACUGCAGGAACUGCUCAAUAAAGCUAAUCAACACCACAUUGAAGUUGUUGCGAUGCAGCACUUUCACGUGGCCAAGAUAUUUAUCAAGAUACAUGAGCCUCUUCAGGCAAAGCCGGGAUUUGAGAUGUUCAAAGCAUACGCAGAGAAGGAGGUAUAUUUCGUGUGA